Molecule: messenger RNA, 2007 nt
Organism: Rasamsonia emersonii CBS 393.64
Lineage: Eukaryota; Fungi; Ascomycota; Eurotiomycetes; Eurotiales; Trichocomaceae
Product: Sigma-70 region 2 family protein
Exons: 3
Coding region: 1-2007 (668 amino acids)
Source: RefSeq, a predicted model, not a curated record
AUGUCGAACACAGACAAGUCUGGACAGAAGCGGUGGCAGUUCAUCGACUCGUCCAAGGAUAAUGCGGACAAUUUGACCCGAGUCAAGCGCCAUGUCAUGCAGGAGUAUAUGCGCCAGAAGCGUCUCGAAGCCCAGCGGCGAGAGGGCAUGACAGAGAGCAGCGGUGAUGAUGGGCGGAAGUCACAGACCAGGAAGCGCCAAAGACCAAGGAGGACGCAGACAGCAAAGUCCUCCAGCUCGACGACAAGCGGGGAAACCAGCAGGCGAAUUGCGGUGAAGAAAGAAUCGCGCGAAGGCACGGAGGACGAGGCGGAGGAAGUCGUGCGGUUCAGUCUCUCCAAGGAAGCAUCGCCGCUGCAGACGAUGCUCAGUGCCGCUCGAACAGAUCCAUUCGACACGCUGCCACUGCGGCUGAGCCCAGAAGACCAGCAUCUUUUUGAUUUCUAUGUGAACGAGAUGCCCGCGUGCUCCUAUGGAAGCCACUUUCGGACGAAGAAGGCGCACAACUGGUACACGGAGGUCUUUGUGCCCGAGGCGAUGAAAGGCGCCCUCACUUUCGUCAACACGAUUCUCGUCCACGCCGCAAACACGUGGGCCUGGGUGCACAACCAGACAGAGACCACGAGCACUCUGUUGCAUCGACAGCGGGCAAUCUCCAUGCUGAAAAACCAUAUGAACAAGUUCCCCCAUGAUAUCUCGGAUAACGCCAUCACUGCCUGCAUGAGUGCCGCCGCGCUGGAGGACUUUGAUCCUCGACCAGAACGCAAGAAGAUCAGCUGGAUACACAUGCGACAGGCUCAACGGAUGAUUCGAGAUCGAGGAGGACCAGCUGCGUUCGAGAACACGAAGCUGGCGAUGCUGAUCAACUGGCAGGACUACAUCCUGGCGGGUUACGAGACCAACGGACCCAGCUUUUACUACGAGCACAACCCAUCCUUCCCCCGACUAGCUGGGGACGUCAUUCCUGCUCUCUCUUCUGCUGCGUCGUUUGUCUCCUCCUUGCCAUCUCCACCAAAUUCGACCUCUUCUGUCUCUCCUGGUCGCACUCGCACUCCAUCUCCCUGUUCACGAUCCGCCGUCCGCCACAGUCGUUUCCCACUCUUACCCGAGCAGGAAGUACGACUGCAGUGCGAGGAGUUCAUCGACUUCCUCAACCGCUGCGAGCAGCUCGCACAGCGUCAAAGGGGGUCUCUUCCAAAGAGCAGUGCACCCACGCGCCACUCGGUUUUUCAGGAAGGCUCCAUCCUGCACCGGAUCCUCGCAUCACCUCCGGGGCGACGCUUUACCGCGACAGGGAACCGGAAGCAGUUCAUUGCACGCCUCGCGUCGGCGAUGAUGAUCAAUGCCGCCCUCUGGGACUACCGCUCGUCAAUCCCACGGACAGAGGCCUUCCUGAAGAGUCUGGAGCAGAGGGUCCUGGACAGCGAAGUGGACAUGAGCGGGUCCGUCGAGGCCCUUCUUCAGAUCCUUCUCGCAUGCAAAGACGGCUUCGACGAGGAUGAAUCAUCCGUCAACAGUCCUUACUACUCACCUCCCGAGCUCCAUCAUGACGCUCCCGAUUUUUCGCAGUAUUCUGCAACGGCGACCUCGCCGUUCGCGAGACCUUGGUUUGUCGGCCGGAUGCUGAAGAUCGCGAAACGACUCAGUCUGGAGUCGUGGAUGCACGUCAACAGUCUCCUCUUUUCGUGCUUGACGCUCCAGAUCCAGCAGCCUGUCAUGCCCUCCUGGGAGAGUGAGCUGCGGCGCGAGAUUCUCGAAGCUCCGUUGACGAGCUACGUGAUGCGGUCAGUUAUUAGGGUAUGGAUAUCCAGGAGACGGAGAUCGAAAUUGAUGGACAGAGGUGUGAGGGCGUACAAAACGUACAGUACAAAAUGCUUCUACCGCUACGUAUUGUUUUCACUUUCUAAUACAAUGUCUACGCUUUAUACGUCUUCUUUUUUUUGCCCCUUUUUAUCUUUCCAGAAGUACGGAGUAUCUACUGUAUCUGUUCAACUUCGUCUUCGCUAA